AUGCCGCCGGCGCCGCCUCUGCCCCCGGCGCUCCACCGCGCGUUCACCCUCCUCACCCGCCUCGACUCCCCGCGCCACCUCCUCCAGGCGCACGCCUUCCUCCUCCCCCGUGGCGGCCACCACAACGCGCGCCUCCUCUCCGCGCUGCUCCUCGCCUCUCUCCGCCUCCCGCUCCGCCGCCACGCCCUCGCCCUCCUCCGCACCAUCCACCCCUCCGUAUCCCUCAACGCCGCCGCCCGGAUCCCCCACCUGCGCGGCACCCUCGGCCCGCAGCUCCACUCCCUCGCCGUCCGCGCCGGGCUCGCCUCCCACGCGCACGUCUCCACAAGCCUCAUCCAGACCUACUUCUCCUGCGGCAGCGUAGCCUCCGCGCGCACCGUGUUCGACCAGACGCUCCACAAGGACAUCUUCUGCUGGAACGUCACCGUCUCGGGCUACGUCAAGUCCGGGAACCUGGCCUGCGCGCGCGACCUGUUCGACGCUAUGCCGCGGAGGAACGUGGUGUCCUGGACGACUCUCAUCGGGGCGUACGCGCAGAUGAAGCGGCCAGUGGAGGCCAUCGAGGUGUUCCGGAGGAUGCAGCUGGAGGAGGGGAUCCAGCCCGACGGGGUAGCGUUGCUGUCCGUGCUGUCGGCCUGCGGGGAUCUCGGCGCCGUUGAUCUCGGCGAAUGGGUGCACAGGUCCGUCGUGAAGCGGGGCCUGUGCUGGCAUAUACCGCUGAUGAACGCGGUCAUCGACAUGUACCUCAAGUGCGGGUGCGUCGGGAGGGCGGUCGAGGUGUUUGAGGGCAUGGAGCAGAAGAGCGUUGUGACCUGGACGACGGUGAUUGCCGGGUUCGCGUUGCAUGGCCUGGGCUCGGAAGCUGUUGAGAUGUUCCGCCGGAUGGAGAGGGAGAAUGUGGCGCCGAACGACGUCACUUUUCUUGCGAUCCUGUCAGCCUGUAGCCACAUUGGGCUGACCGAUCUGGGUCGAUGGUAUUUCAAAAUCAUGGUGUCCCAGUACGGGAUCAAGCCGCGAGUCGAGCAUUAUGGAUGCAUGGUCGAUCUACUCGGCCGUGCUGGUUGUCUGAUGGAAGCUCAGGACUUGGUUAAGGGCAUGCCUUUCAUGGCAAAUGCAGCGAUAUGGGGAGCUCUUCUUGCUGCCGCUCGCACCCACGGUGAUGCUGAGCUUGGGGAACAAGCUCUGUUGCAUCUAAUUCGGCUCGAACCUCACAAUAGCGGGAACUAUAUUCUCCUAUCGAAUAUUUAUGCAGAGCAGGAGAGGUGGGAUGAUGUGGGCAAACUUCGAAAGGCGAUGAAAGACGGCGGCUUAACAAAUGUGCCAGGGGCAAGUUCUAUUGAGCUUGAUGGCAUGGUUCAUGAGUUCACUUCCAGAGAUGGAUCUCAUCCGUCCUUACAUGAGAUUUGUAAAGUAUUAUUUGAUAUUACCACUGACAUGAAAUCCAUUGGUUAUGUCUUGCUCCCUGAUGCACUGAAUGGUACUGAAGAAGAGCAAGACUGUAAGCAUUAA
Messenger RNA from Lolium rigidum, 1509 nucleotides. RefSeq names its product pentatricopeptide repeat-containing protein At5g56310-like. The coding region runs from base 1 to 1509 and encodes 502 amino acids. The record is from RefSeq and is a predicted model, not a curated record. The transcript has a single exon. Gene Ontology annotation, molecular function: RNA binding; protein binding. Lineage: Eukaryota; Viridiplantae; Streptophyta; Magnoliopsida; Poales; Poaceae. Gene Ontology annotation, biological process: RNA modification.